Messenger RNA from Vespula vulgaris, 7805 nucleotides. It is a transcript of the gene Mgat2, whose product is annotated as alpha-1,6-mannosyl-glycoprotein 2-beta-N-acetylglucosaminyltransferase. Gene Ontology annotation, molecular function: alpha-1,6-mannosylglycoprotein 2-beta-N-acetylglucosaminyltransferase activity. Bases 461 to 2266 code for a protein of 601 amino acids. Gene Ontology annotation, biological process: oligosaccharide biosynthetic process; protein N-linked glycosylation. The record is from RefSeq and is a predicted model, not a curated record. The transcript is spliced from 12 exons. Lineage: Eukaryota; Metazoa; Arthropoda; Insecta; Hymenoptera; Vespidae. Gene Ontology annotation, cellular component: Golgi stack; Golgi membrane.
GUGUCAUAGAGACGGUGGUGAGGGUGGUUCUAGAGGGUUGAAAAAGAAAUAAGACAGGAAAAGCUUCGGCCAGUUUCCUCGCGCAUCAGGCCGCCGCGAGGUGCGCGUGUAACAUAGUGUGGAAUAAAAACGAGCGUCCAGCGUCGUUUUAUUUUUUCGGUAAUCAUCAUGCGACGGCGUUAUGUUCACGACUAUCCUUUAAACUCUGUCAUCAGUUACGACGAUACUUGAUCGCAGGCUAAGGAAGGAUAAACGAGAUAGAUAUUCGUCGUUAGUAAACUAAAUUUCACGACGACGACGACAACGACGACGACGACGACGACAACGACUAACCAUCUCCCACCCACCCUUACCCCAUCACCCCUCGUAUGUGAUAUGGUGACCCUGCAUUCUUCCAAAAUGGAGGAUCAUCCAGUUGGCAUUUCUCCUUCCUUAAGAACACUUACCUAAGGAUGACACGAUGAGAGGAAAACCAUACGAUUAUUCUAAGCAGAAAUACGCUAACACGAUAAAGCGCGGAAAAAGGUCGGGAGGGGUCACAACUGUUGGUGCGGCGAGGUCAGGUCGCGGUACUCUACAGAGGACACUCGUCCUCGUAUUUCUGGCGACAUUUCUCUGGCUGCAGAUUCAUGUGAUCAAUUUAACCAGCAGGGAUACGUCUGGACAGUCUUCGGCUAACGAGACGCUCUUUGCACUGGUCCCUCAGGAACUCCACAGGUUCCUGAAAGAGCGGCAUAAUGUGUCUUCGACGUCGAGCAAUGCAACUGCUGGCACGCUAACGGAUCUCGAAAUCGAGGAUAUACGUCGUAACAUCGAUCGUAUAAAUUCCGAGCAAAAGGUUUACAACGAGGAAGCGUUUGGUCCACUUGCCGCGGAUGCACCUAUCAUCGUCGUACAAGUUCACGUUAGGCUGACCUACUUGAGACACCUGAUCGUCUCUCUAGCGCAAGCAAGGGGCAUCGAACAGGCUCUUCUUGUUUUUAGCCAUGAUGUAUGGAACCCGGACAUCAACUACUUGGUUCAAAGCGUCGACUUUUGUCGUGUCAUGCAAAUAUUUUAUCCCCAUAGCAUACAAACGCAUCCAAAAACAUUUCCAGGCGAGGAUCCAAAUGAUUGUCCGAGAAACAUUCAUAAGGAAGAAGCCUUGUAUUUGAAAUGUAUCAACGCGAAACAUCCGGAUCUUUACGGGCAUUAUCGCGAGGCCAAGUUUACACAAACUAAACAUCAUUGGUGGUGGAAGGCUAAUAGGGUCUUCGAUCAGUUAACAAUAACGAAGAAUCAUACUGGUAUGGUACUAUUUCUCGAAGAGGAUCAUUACGUUGCCGAGGACUUUCUUCAUGUAUUGAGACUUAUGGAACGUACCUGCAAGCACAGCUGCGAACGUUGCAACGUCUUAUCGUUGGGUACAUACCUCAAGACCUACAACUAUUUCGCUGACUUCAGUCGUAAAUUCCUUGGCGUAAACGGCGCCUUACAAAAGGAACUUCUACGUGGAUUAAAGAAGCACGAGUCACCAGGCCUGCAGAAUGUUCUGAGCAGCAGUAGCAGCAGCAGCAGUAGCAGCAGCAGCAGCAGCAGCAGCAGCAGCAGCAGCAGCAGCAGCAGCAAAAGCAGCAGCAGCAGCAGCAGCAGUAUCAACAGCAACGCUAACAACGUUGCUGGUCUCAACGUCGUUGGAACCGAAAACGUUGCUGGAUUAUCGACCUAUCAGAGCUCACAGACGAUCCAAGCUGCACCUUCUUGGGCAUUCCAGCUCUUACCAACCCUCUACACUCACUAUCAGAAGGCCGAGGUAAUACCCUGGAUAUCGAGUAAACACAAUAUGGGUAUGGCGUUCAAUCGUAUUACAUGGAACAAACUGAGGAAGUGUGCCGUACAAUUUUGCUCCUACGACGAUUACAAUUGGGAUUGGAGUCUACAACAUAUAGCACAGACAUGUUUGCCACCUAGUAAAGGAGCUGGUGCAGCACCCCGUGUUGAUUCCGGCCUUAUUACCAUGAUGAUGAGAGCACCCAGAGUCUUUCACAUCGGCGAAUGCGGUGUACACCACAAGAAGAAUAAUUGCGAGUCGACCGCAGUUAUAGCGAAAGUUCAAAAUGUUUUGAGAGCUGCGAGAGACCAUCUCUUCCCGUCGCAAUUAACCUUAACGGUUGCUGGUAUGGCCAAGAAGACUAAAUUGAGAAAAGGUAAUGGAGGAUGGGGAGAUGUUAGGGAUCAUCAGCUUUGUUGGAACAUAACGAUGUAUCCAGACCUUGUCCUGCCUUAAAACAAAAAAAAAAACAGAGAAAAGAAGAAGGAGAAGAAAAAAAUAAGGGGAGGGAAGAAGAAAAGGAACAACUGCGUCCGAAGAAAAAGAAAAAUGAAGAAUAUCGCAAAAAGAAAAAAUUAUCACAAACAGACAACGUUAAUACUUAAAAGGAACAAGUUUUUACGCCCACUGUACUUACUGAUUCUUAGCGUUUUCCAAUAUUUCUCAUCAACACGAAUAUCGUUUCCCAUUGUAAUAUGAAUGAUCGAUUGAUUUAACGUGUUGACCGAGAAAAGACUCUCUAUCGGUACGAACUCGAUUCGUUCGUUAUCGAGCUUUUAAUAUGUGUCUUUCAAAUCGUGAUCUCUGGAAUGAGAUAAUAUGUCUCUCUGACAUAUAUCAUCAGUGUAUAUCUGCAAAUGAGAAUAAUGAAUUUAUAUAUAUAUAUAUAUAUAUAUAUAUAUAUAUAUAUAUAUAAUGUGCAAAAGAGACCUAAAUAAAUGCUCUCUUUCGUUCGCACACGAAUAUCAUAAACGCGUGUUUAUUACUCACAUGAGAUUAAUCCUAUUACGUUUAGAACUUGUUGAGUGUUAAUAAAUCCUUCCUCUCUAAUUUGAGAUACACUACGUUGUUGAAUACAUAUAUAUAUAUAUAUCACUGUGAGAAAAUCGUGAAUAAAAGGAAAAAGGAAAAAAAAAGGAAAAAGAAAAAGACAAAUAACAUAACGCGCGCGUAAUGGUCCAAUGAUAUACACCAUUAUUGAAUUCUUUCCAUUUUUCGUGUUCGUUCGUUCUUUUUUUCUUUUCUUUUUUUUCUUUUCUUCUUCUUUUUCUUUUUUUCAAUCACGACACACUUGUUAUAAUAGUUAUGUAAGAAGAAGAAAAAAAAGAGAGAGAGAGAGAGAAAGAAAACGAAGGAAAAAAAUAAUAAUAAUUCACAGCGAAUUUAUAAAUGAUUAAUCGUUGUUUGACGUCUAUCAACACCAUGUACGUUCCUAUUUUUGAUCGAUUAUAGUUUAAUACAAUCCUGUGAAAUUUUUCAAGAAAUUAUGUAUGCAUUCACGUGAAUAAUAUUUCUCCAAGUCGAAGAAAUGUAAUGAGUUAUGGUCAUCGUACAACGAGAGAAAGAGAGAGAGAGAAAAAGAGAGACCUCAGCGUUCGAUUUGUUUUCCUUUCGAAUUAAAACACUGGCCGAAGUUUGUCCCGAAAUACGCACAUCGUACUCUAGUCAUAAGGGUUGGGCAAUAUUUAAUUCAAUUAACGAUUAACUAUCUAAGAUUUUAUUUCAUAUCGAUGUUAUUUCGUAUAACAGAAAUAAAUUAAUUAUUUGGAUCAUUGGUUGGAUUCAAUGAUUGAUCAUUAAAGUAUUUUUUAUUGAAUGAAAUCGAUUUUGUUUAUAUAUAUAUAUUUUUUUCUUUUUUUCUAUUAUCUUAUUGUAAUUUGAAAUAUUUUUUUCUUCUUUUUUUUUACAUUAAUCGGUCAAGAAAGUUGAAAAGAAACAAACAAGAUGAUUCUAUUAAGGAUUAAUUCGUCAAUGGUUCACAGUGCAUGCGUGUAUGUAUGUGUGUGUAUGUGUGUGUAAAAAAAAAGAAAAAGAAGGAAAUUAGAUAUUAUAACGUGUGUUUUUCAAUAAUUUUAAUAAAAAUUUAUCAAUAGUUUUAAUUAGUCAAACUACGGAAUGAAUUUACGAAUAAAAUGAAAAAGUGAAUCGACGAUUGUCGAGUCACAGAAACGUAAUAAAUUAAUUAAUACGAUAAAGAAGGUCUUUUUACUUUGCAAUUAAUCGUUAAAAAGAUUUAAUGCCUGCGCGAAAAAAAAUUUACCAAUUUAGGAAUCUGCGAUAAAGACGAAAAGGCUAAUUAAAUAAUUAUCGUCGUAUCACAAGGAGAUGUAUGAAACAUUAUUUAAAUUAUUUAUGAAGACUAUACGAGAUAAUUGAUCAACAAUGAUUUUAUUUUGUAAUUAAACGUUUUAAAAAUUUCUUAUUUAAGAAUUUACGGCGAAGAAAUUCGUCAAUUUACGAGUAUACGAAAACUUCGAGAAAAUGAACGAACGAUUGUUUGUUAGACUUGACAAUCAUUAAUUCGCAUUUUAAUUUUAUUUAUAAACUUGCAAACUGAUUAAAUAUAUCACACAUGCAUAUAUAUAUAUAAAUAAACAUUAAUUUCAUUUGAUAAUGAUUACUCCGUCUAAUCGUUAAUCAUUUGAUCCAAUUAACCGAAUAACUAUUAAUAAAUUUAACUUCAUCGUGUUAUAACGGGAUUAACAUCGAUUGAAAUAAAAAUUAAAAAUCGUUUGUCAUUGAUCGAAUGAAAUAUUAUCUAACGCUGCUAGUCAUUAUUAUGUAAUAACGUAUCGAUACAAAAAGAAAAAGUAAAAUAAAGGGAGAGGAAAAAAAAGAAAAGAAAAGAAAAGAACGUUUAAAAAAGAGAGAGAGAGAGAAAGAGAGAGAACUAAUUGUACGAAAAUAAUCAAUAUUGUAGAACGUAAGCAUUUUAGGCUAAGCAUUUAUUACCAUAGAUAGGGAUACUCAAGACAUCUUUAACGUAUCUCGCCACGGAGAGAUUAGGAUUGUAAUACCCUGUACAUUUUAUAUUUAUAAAACGAUUAAAAAGAAAUGAAAGCAAAAAUAAAAAUGUCAGAUUAAUAAAAAGAAAACAAAAUUAAAAAAAAAAAGAGAAGAAGAAGAAAGGAAAAGAGAUAAAUACGAGAGAUACAUCGAAGAACUAACGUUCUAUUUCGAUUCUAUUAUUAUCAUUAUCAUUAUCAUUAUCAUUAUCAUUAUCAUUACCAUUAUUAUAUUAAUACUUUCCAUUCGUAUAAAAGACAAAAACUUUUUUUUUGAAGGGGGUGCAGGGAGAGAACUUGUUGUUUCAAAAAAGAAAAAAAGGAAGAAAUAAAAGAAGAGAAAAGAGAGAAAAAAGAAAAAAUAAUGCAAAAACUCUACAAUCCUAAACGUUUGUGAUAAGAAGGCACGUUAUCGUCGUAUUCCACUUUCAUGAAGUUCCCUGCUAUCGGUCCCUCCAAAUUAUAUUUUUCCACGAACUUCUUCGUUGAAAAUCUACCACGGAAUCUGCCAUCCCUAUAAUCCCAUAUAAUUUAUAAAAUAUAUGAAAUGUUAUAAAAAGAAAAAAAACAAGCGAGAGAGAGAGAGAGAGAAAGAGAGAAAGAGAAGAAAAUAGAGAGCAUCGAUCGAAUGAAAAUUACGAUCGACUUAUAAAAUUAUCAUCGAUCACUUACCGAUUACUCAAUCUUCUCUCGUCGAAGGUAAUGGCGCCUUGAUUUUGUUUAUAAAUAAGAAAAACAUAACGAUGCUUUCCACUAUCCUUAGGUGGAGCUGGACCUACGUAUUCAGCAAGAAUUUCACCCUUAGCAACGUUUUCUUCAGGUAUAUUUCCAACAAUCCAAUGACGGAACUCUCUAUUGUAUCCUCUCGUUGGUACGUCAGGAUCUAAAAAUAGAAAAAAAAAAAAUCAAAGAAAGGAACGAACGAAGUCGAGUGUGCAAACAGGUUUCGAAGCUGGUGAAAGUGGUCUACCUCUUCACUGAUCUAAGGUCAUUCAGUAUCGUGUCACUUCUUUCGAGCUUCUUCACAAAUGAAAGAACGGUAAAAAGAAUAUAUAUAUAUAUAUAUAUAUAUAUAUAUAUAUAAUAUCUUUGAAUAAAAUUUCCUACAAAUGUUCUCAUACUCUAGAUAAAAUAUUUGUAUAAAAAUUUAACAAAGAAUUUUGUUAAAAUAUAGAUCUCUUUUUUAAUGAAACUUCUUUCGUAUAUAUAGUAUUAUGUAAAGAAAGAAAAAAAAUAUAUAUAUAUGUACCUGUCAUAAUAAGAGUAUAAAGAAGUCCUCCCACAUGUUUGUAAUGAAUUUCUGGAAUUUCUUGCGUUUGAGUAGGCGUCAAUUCGGUUCCUAGAUCAAUCGUAUUUUUACCAUACUUCACCUAACAAUUAAAAAUCUUUUAUCAUAAACAUUCGUAAAUUUUUCUUUUAUAUAUAAGAUUUAUUUAUUAAUCGUAUAUAUAUAUAUAUGUGUGUGUGUGUGUGUGUGUGUAUCGUAUGAAAUGAUACCUCGAUUUUUUCAUUGGGAACACUGUCCAAAAUAUCAGGUUGAAUCUUCGCUUCUUUGAAUUCCGAUGCUACGUCCGCUAAUACCAAACCGAUUAAACUCAGAAAAAUUCCUAAAAAUAAUUUCCUUAUCAAUCUGAUGAUAAAUUACAAAUAUUUUACAGACGUUACGUUUGUUUUCUUCUUUUUUUUUUUUAUGUACUCCUAUUUAAAGAGAGCUUUUAUCGUUUAUAUGUUCUUGUGAGAGUUUAUCGUUUAUACGUUUAUGACGAUAGUAAAGAGAAAUGUUGUUACUCGAAUGAGAUAAAAAAUAAAUGAAAUGAAAGAGUUUAAGACGUACCUAAGAAUUGUUGCGGCUUCAUCCUUGACACGAUACGAACGACAGCAACGUUGUAAGUGAGUUACCGUAGAAAAUGAAUGUCUUAUUUGAAGUCAUCCCCACCAUGCUUUUCUUCCCACAACAAGGACGACAUACGUAUCUUUUUAUCGGUGGUAUUUAUCGCUAGUUUCUUUUCCUUAAACAAAUGACACAAAUUGAACGAUAAAUGAUUAACGAUUAACAAUAGUAAUAAUUUUCGAACUUCAUAUUUUUUCUUUUUUUUUUUCUUGUAGCGUAAAGUCUCAUGUAAUUAGAUAAACUGAGAGAAAAUUAGGAACAUACUUUUGUCUAUGUCUUAGAAAUUUAUUAUAAAAUCGUAAUACAGUAUCAUAUCUCGACAAAUCCCGUAAAUUAAAUCGUACGAAUAUCGCUUCUUAUAUUUUACAAUAAUCGAUUAAUAUUCGGUUAUUAGAAGAUAGAACCACCAAGUUGCUUGUGCAAGAUUGGUACGUAAUCAUCGAAUUCAGCUUGGUACAUGUUUCCAGCAAUAGGAUCACCAAGAUUGUAUUUCUUUGCGAACUUCUUCAUAGAGAAGUUUCCACGGUUUUCGUUGCUCUUGUUUGUUAAACGUUUCUCAUCGAAAGUUAGUUUCUUAGGUUGCUUAUAUAAAAGGAAAACAUAACGAUGAAGGCCAGUUCCUUCUGGCGGACCAGAGCCAACAUACUCGGAGAGAGUUUCACCCUUGCUAAUGUCAGAGCCUGGUAUGUUGGCAACUAGCCAAUGAUGCCAUUCACGGAAUUUAGGAUCUUUUCUGCUAGGUGCAUCGGGAUCUAUGAAAAAAUCAAAAUAUAUAUUUAAUUUUUUCUUCUCGUAAAACGAUUAUUAUUUUAUAUUAUAAUAUAAAUUAAAAUAAAUCUAAAGUUACCUGUCAUACAAAGAGUAUAAAAAGUAUUAGCAUCGCCAGUCCAUUUAACUGUAGGUUGAUUCUUAACUUGAGUAGGAGUUAAAACUUUACCAAUCUCAACGACGAGAUUAUUGGGAUAGACCACGUCCAAUACGGCAGAUGGUACCUUAUCAAUGACGUCGGGAACAACCCCAUGUUUCUGCAAUUCUCCAGCCAUGGAAGACAGCAAACGAAUUCCAACUUUAAGGAUUGGCUGUUUAGCGACAAAGGAAA